UUAGUUUAGUAACUAACCUAUUCGUCGCAAUUGUCAUGUACAUAUAGGAACAUUAUAUUUAUAGAUGUAAACACGAAGGAAAACUAGGUUUUUUUAAAACUUAUUCUGCAGUUGUUCAUUGUUAUUGUGUAACCAUGAAUGUACGAAUAUUUAAAAAAAUUCAAUUGGAUUUUAAAUGUAAUAGCAGUAUUUUUGUAAAACAUCCUCGUUCUAUUCAUUAUAUUUCCAAUGCUUCUCCCCUAAAUGUGUAUAAGAAUCAUUUUUUAAAUAGUAAAGUAUUAAUGGGAUAUUUUUCAAAUAAGAGGAACUUUUCAAAUACACAAAAUGCUGUUUUGCAUCAGCAACUCCAUCCAAAAGUAUUUCAAAGAUCGUUACUAUGUAACAAGGAUGUAGUACUAAUUUCAAAAAUUCCUAGCAAUUGUUAUCCUACUGCUAUAAAUAGUAUUAGACAAUAUUCAAAUUCAGGACCCGCAGUUGUAAAUGAAGCUAUUAAAUACAAUGGUGGCAUUUUCCAAAUGAUAUCUGAAAGUAUAUGCGUAGAAUGGGUCACCGAAGCUUUUAGAUACAUGCAUUAUCAAACAGGUUUACCAUGGUGGGCAAGUAUCAUACUUACCACUAUUAUUACAAGAACAUUUAUAAAUCUACCAUUAAAUAUACUCGAUCUUCACAAUAGGGCAAAACAGGAAAACUUGAAAGAUGAAAUGAUGGAUAUUGCAGAGAAAGUAAGAAGGAAAGUGGAUAAGGAAGUAGUAUCGUCCCAAUUGAGUCCAGUACGUGCGAUUGCUUUAUAUACACGCGAGAUUUCUAAGGAACAAAAAAGAUUAUAUAUAAGAGACAAUUGUCAUCCAUUUAAAAGCGUUGCAAUGGUAUUAUUGCAAGCACCGAUAUGGAUAAGUUUCUCAGUUGCAGUAAGGAAUAUGUGUUAUGUAUUGCCUCAAAUAAGUCCUGCCACCGUAAAGGAUUUCCAAGAAUUGACUACUGGUGGUUUCGGAUGGAUACAAAAUCUUGUAGACAUAGAUCACUUUUUUAUAUUGCCUAUACUUUUUGGAUUUUCUCACUUAGUUACAAUGGAAGUAAAUUACGUAUUAUUUAAAAUAAAGGAUUCAAGAUUUAACAGAAUAUACAAGAAUUUCUGUAGAGUACUCAUUGUUUGUUUCGUGCCUAUCAUGGCAUGCUUACCAUCGUGUUUAUCCUUGUUUUGGAUUACCAAUAAUUGCUAUGGACUGUUACAAAAUGUAGUACUCCUAUCUCCAAAAGUCCGUAAGCUACUCAGAAUACCUAAAACUGAUUCUGACCUUCGGCAUCCAUAUCAAGAAUUACAUAAACGGUUAUUAGACAAAUUUUCUUUAACGCGAUCCGUAGCAAAAGCAUAGAAACAAGAUGAAAUAUUUUUCUCCUAUGUUGAAUGUAAUAUCAUUUAGUACGAAGUCAAAUAAAGAAGAAUAAUUAUCAA
Molecule: messenger RNA, 1453 nt
Organism: Bombus huntii
Lineage: Eukaryota; Metazoa; Arthropoda; Insecta; Hymenoptera; Apidae
Product: cytochrome c oxidase assembly protein COX18, mitochondrial
Exons: 6
Coding region: 135-1373 (412 amino acids)
Biological process (GO): mitochondrial respiratory chain complex IV assembly; protein insertion into mitochondrial inner membrane from matrix
Cellular component (GO): mitochondrial inner membrane
Molecular function (GO): membrane insertase activity
Source: RefSeq, a predicted model, not a curated record